AUGAUUGGAGUGUUUUCCACCUGGGUGGUAGAGCCCAUUGUGGAAGAUACCUCGGACGACACUGAAGAACGACUGUUGCUCGACAUUAUGUCCAAGGUUCUAGUGCUGCGGAUACUGCGACUCACCCGCCUCGUGCGCGCUCUGCGCAUCUUCGAGCAGUGUCAGGAGAUGUGGAAGCUUGCGAAUGGCCUCCUGCGCUCGUUCCGGACUGUUAUGUCAGCCUGCAUCAUGAUAUUAUUGACGGUAUUCGUGUUUGCUUGUCUCGGCGUUGAGCUGAUCUUUCAGGAUUCUUUCUUGAUGGGAGAUCCAGUGACCGCAGAGGUUAUCCAGGAUCAUUUCCGAUCUCUGCCGGUAGCGAUGCACACCUUGGUUCAGUUCGCAAACGCAGACUCCAUUGCAAGCGUGUACAUGCCUCUCGUGACUAAGGCAUGGUAUAUGGGAGUCUAUUUUGGAUUUGUCUGGCUCAUCGUGACUAUCAAACUGAUGAACUUGAUUACUGCUGUCAUUGUGGACAACGCCAUCGCACAAGCCGACGAAGAUCGAGAGAUGGACCUGAUUCUUAAGCGAGGCAAGUUGAGGGAUCUUGAGCCUCUCGUCGAACAGGUCUUUCGUUUUCUCAUCCGGAGGGCCAGAACGGAGAACCUCAGCUUGAAGGACUACAGAUCUGGAUUGGAAGACAUGAUGCAGGCGCACAUCUUGAGAGAUUUGCCGCCAGAGCUCAGGAAGGUUUUAGCUUCGCACCAGAUCGUAGACGUCUGCAGUUAUCUCGACGCCGAUCGCUCGGGCGAGAUCGACCAAGGCGAGUUCGUGGACGGCAUCUUCAACUUGAUGCUCCAGUCCGUCCCCGUCGAGACCACCCAGAUGCUCCAGAUGCUGCGCUCACAGGGCGACACGAUGAGACACAUCGAGAAGAUGCUCGCUGACUCGUAG
Molecule: messenger RNA, 930 nt
Organism: Prorocentrum cordatum
Lineage: Eukaryota; Dinophyceae; Prorocentrales; Prorocentraceae
Source: the annotation of a GenBank genome assembly